This is a messenger RNA of Nezara viridula (southern green stink bug), 3114 nucleotides long. The record is from the annotation of a GenBank genome assembly. Lineage: Eukaryota; Metazoa; Arthropoda; Insecta; Hemiptera; Pentatomidae.
CUCGCCUCAUCGUCGCGUCCGCUCUCAUACUAGUUCCCGCAGCGUCUAAGUCCACUGUCGGAGAUCUAAGGAAUUCCACAGUAACCUCAACAACAACAAAGUCAUCCAUAGAAUCAGGUACAAGUAACUGUAAAUUAAAUGGUACUACAUAUUCAGAGGGUGAGAAAGUAGAAGACAAGGAAAAACAAUGUGAAAACUGUUACUGUUUGAAAGGAAACGUGCAAUGCAAACCGAUUAUUUGCCCUGUUCCGCUGCAUCAGUGUUCCCCAGUCAUGAGCCCAGGUCACUGCUGCCCAAUUAGUUAUAACUGCAGUGAUUCAACUGAAGCAAUCACAGAAUCUACAACUAAUAAGAUCGAGGAAGAAACCACCACUGAAAUCUAUUCUACAACAAUCAAUCCAGAUGUCACAGUUUUCGAGACAGAUAUUACCAACAUUGAAACUUCAACAAUACCUGAAGCAGAAACUACAAAUAGUUUCAUGGCUUUACAACACAAUGAUACAGAACAAAGAUCAGUCACUGAAAGCAGUGUUACAGCCAGCGAAUAUCCAAGCACAAUUCAACCGACCCAAAUGGAAACAACAACAAUCAUUGUUGAAACUGCAAACACAACAACUGCCAAUCUGUCGAGCCCUAUCAGAUCCAUCCCUGAUGUUAUUGAAGCUAUUAUUAACAGAACUCUUGCCAAAGACGAAGACUAUGAAUAUGAUUAUAACGAGCCAUCACUUCCUCCUUCACUUCCAAAUCUUAAGAUUAUCCCUUUUGUAGCAGCUGAUGCUGUUGUAAAUGAUGAUGAAAUAAAAGGAAAAACAGAUGAGCCCAUAUAUUUUGAUUAUCCACAACCUAGUCGCUUUUCACCUCCUAGCAAAACUGAAGGAGGAUUUCUACCACGGGAUCCAAUAAUCGAUGGACCAUUUUAUGAAACUAAAUUUGAAAAACCAUUUAUUAAUAGUAAUGGUGAACAAAUAGAACUAACUUCAGAAACACUCCAACUUCCUCCUAUAACUGAACCUCCAAAACUGUUUGAAGAAGGAAAAUGUAUUUACAAGGAAAAGACAUACCAUCACGGGGAAGUAGUCAGUGAACCUAAUGCUUGUGAAUUAUGCGUCUGUUACUAUGGACAAUCUUAUUGUCAGAAACCAAAGUGUGCUCCAGUCAAGGAAGGGUGUCAAAGGAUAUUGCAUGAAAAUGACAAGUCUUGUUGUGGCCGAAUCAUUUGUGAUGGCAUUCCAACAAAAAUUAUUGAUAAUAUGGAGAUCUCAACCCAGUCCACUCUCAUUCCUGAAAGUAUGUCCAACAUUCCAGCUAUCACAGUAGCAGAUUUGGUAGUUACACCUGACCCAUUUAAAGAUGUAAUCAGGACAGAACCUGCACCAGAUCUAAUAGAUAUCAUGAAGGAUAUGUUGCCACAUCUGAAGAAUGAAUCUUUAGCAGCUAAACCAGCAGUUACAAUGGUACAAAGUCCUCAGAACAUCAGUAUUUUGACUCAUAACACUGAUAACAAAAUGAAAUACAACCACACAAAAUCGAACAUCAAUGAAACUCAAAAGGCGGAGAAAAAUUCAACCAAAGAAAAGAUACCUUUUCAAAACAAUGAGAAAAAUUCAUCAGCAGUUCAUGAAGAUGAAGAUACAUUUUCCUUUGAGAGCGUCUUAGAUAUGUUAUUCCGUACCACUCAAACUCCAUCGACUACACAACGAACUAUUCAUGACAAAAUAUACAAUCAUCAGCCGAAUAGUCAAAGAAAUGAAAUAAACAAUGCGAUUGAAAUCACAGAUGAUUUUAUUUCUCAUAAAGAAAAAAAUACUGAGAAAUCUCCAGAAUUAAAUAUAUAUGAUGAUUAUCAGGAAGAUGAAAGCAAAAAUAAUACAAAUGAAAAUUUGUACGUCAAUAAAAGUAAAGAAGAAAAAACUGGUUUAAAUAGGAAUAAAGAAACUUCAAAAGCAACAACACCCAGUAAUAAACCUACAAAAAGUAAGCCAGCUGUUGGGAUGCAGUUAAAACUUGCAGGAUGCAAUAUUUAUGGUCGGAUGUAUGAAGUUGGAAAAAUAAUUGCUGAAUUAUCUGGUCCGUGCCUAGAAUGUAUGUGUACUGAAUUGGGAGUUCAAUGCAGGAAAAACUGCUGAUAUUAUCUAUUUUUUCGCAAGACUAUCCAUUAUUCCAAGACAUGUGCAAUACCAUCUCAAGAAAAAUUAAAAACUAAGACAUGAAUAUUUAAUAGAUUAUAUUUUAUUCUUCUGAAGGAUUUGACCUCUCUUCAGUUUUAUCCAGCUGCUGAAUUCAAAUUUUAUAAAUUAGAAACUACCCAAUUUUUUUCAUCAAAAGAGUUCUGAAUCCCUUACCUUGAAUUAAUAUUUAUAUAAAAAGUCGCUAUUUAUUUUAUUAUAGUUUUAGUGAUAGAGCACCAAUGUGCAUUUAAUACCACCAAUAUACCUUAUUUCUAAUUACUCAGAUAUAUUUAUAAAAACCAAUGGAAAAAAAAAGUAAUAAUAAAAUAAAUAAAUUCAGUAUAGCAAUUUUUUUUUAUUAAGGUAUAUUGGUAUGUCUUCCAGACUUUAUAUAUUAAUUAGUAUAUAUUAUAUAAUUUACAAGAAUAUUAAAAAUGGAACUAGUCAUAAAAUUCUUAGUAUAGUCCAGAUUCUUCAAUAAUCUUACAUAUUUCAUCAAACAAUUUAUAAACGAAUUAUUUAAUUACAAAUAGGUUAUUUCUGUAUCUCAGAACAUUAUUAUUAUUCAAAUAUGGCAUAUUUUAAUCAUCUAAAUGAAAAAUCAUUAAUAUCAUUUGAUUAUAACCAAAAAUGAAGGAAAAUGUCACCAAAAAGAAAUUUUAUUUUUAAAAAAGCAAGGUUAAAUAAUUUGUCAAAAAUCAAUUAGAUUAUGGUUUUCUCAUAAGGAAUAACUGAAACUAAUUCAUUAGACCAAAAAGAAAAUUUGUAUGCAAAUUAAAUAAUAUUUAAAGCUUUACAUGAUGACAUAGAUACUUAGAAAACAUUGGGAGAAGGGAGGGGGGAGACAAAGGUUAUUGAAAGUUUAUUUCAUAAAUGGAAAAUAUUUUUCUAAUAAAAGUUUCAACAAAAAAAAAACUGUAAUUAUUUAGAAGAAGACCAUACGGGC